Trametes versicolor FP-101664 SS1 is the source of this 1452-nucleotide messenger RNA. RefSeq lists its product as uncharacterized. Gene Ontology annotation, biological process: positive regulation of DNA-templated transcription; regulation of transcription elongation by RNA polymerase II. The coding region runs from base 1 to 1452 and encodes 483 amino acids. Gene Ontology annotation, molecular function: transcription elongation factor activity. Gene Ontology annotation, cellular component: super elongation complex. The transcript is spliced from 5 exons. The record is from RefSeq and is a predicted model, not a curated record. NCBI's taxonomy places the organism in Eukaryota, Fungi, Basidiomycota, Agaricomycetes, Polyporales, Polyporaceae.
AUGACCUCGACUGCGUCAAACGCCUGGAUGCCGACCGGACGACACGAGAUCAACAUUGGAACGUCCCUUAUGCGCUCGCUGAAGGCGCGUAAGGGCGGUCCGGUCAAGAACAGCAAGGCGAAGCCUGAUCGCGAAUUCUACUCCUUCCGUUACAAUUUCAAGCCCGAGUCGGUCGACCCGACAAAGCCUGGCUCCAUUGAGAUCAAGAAGGCUAAGGAGGAAGGAGGUCCUUCAAGCGUUAAUGUAACGCGCCCCAGCACGCAGAAUGAGACCGGUGUCAACUACGUUGGCCAAGAACGGUCGGCGAGAGACGUAGACUGCGUUCUCAUCUACGACGAGGAACUGCAGACAUUCACAUUAGAGAAGAUCGAAACAUAUCUGACACUUCAACACGACCCGCGUACGGUACAUGCCCCCCGCCUUGCCAACUCCCCCGUGCCGCCUGCGGCGCAACGCGCACCCGCCGCCGCCGUUCGGGAGGAGGAAGAGGAGAGCGAGGGAGAGAUCCCGGAGCCAGCAAAGUCAAAGCCCCCAUCCCGCCUGAAUGCCUCCGUGGUGCUGCCGAAGACCAAGCCGACCACACCGGUCCCUCAACCGGCGCCCCGUGCCCUCCCUCCGAGCUUGCCCCCGAAGCCAGUGAAGUCGACCCCCACACCGAAACCCGUACAGGCCCCAGUACCUGCAAAGCCCGCCCCCGUUGCAGCCUCAUCCAAGUCUGCGCCGGCAACAGCUCCACCCAAGCCGAGGCCCAGACCCAUCGGGACCUCUGCAUUCCCUUUCAAGGGCACCAACAAGCGCGAGCUCCCCGCGGAUACGGAGGAGACGCCGGCGACGGUUCGCCGGGCUGUCCAACCUCCUCCGUUCAAGAAGGCGAAAGUUGUGCCAGAGAAGAAAGAGCAGCCAGUGGCGCUCGCGUUGCCUGGGGCAGGCGCAUCGCCCGCACUCGCGCUACCGUCUGCAUCGAGCGCUUCCGCAUCUACGCAGCCUCCAUCUUUGUCGCUUCCAACGUCCUCCUCGAUCGUCACCUUGCCCCCCGCACCCGCGGCGACCAUCUCGGCGCUCGACCCUGCUGUGGCUGCAAUCGCCGACUCGGACGAUGAUGACGAUGAUUGGGAAGAAACGAUUGUUCCCCCGCUCGUGCCCGCGGCGGCGGCGGCACCAACACUACCCCCAGUCAUCGUCAUGGAGGAAAUCGAGCCGAGCGCGUUCACGCCCGCUGCGCCCGCGGACGGUGGGGAGGACCUUGAUGACUUCAUGGACCAGUUUGAGCAGGAGCUGCUCGCCGACCCUGAUGCGGACAUGGACGCGGACGGUGACGCGGACGGCGACGCGGAGGCGGACGACGACGACUUCCUCGCGGGCGCGAUGUCGCCCGCGGAGCGGCAGCCCGUGGCUGAUGUAGAAUUCGUGGACGAGGACUACUCAAGCAGCGACUCCAGCGACGAGGAUUGA